AUGACGACAGCUCUGCUGCUCGUAGUCUGGUAUAGGGACGACAACCCUGUGUACAGUGGGCAGUGGAACCAAGUGACUCAAGACCGCCCCAGCAUGACGACAGCUCUGCUGCUCGUAGUCUGGUAUAGGGACGACAACCCUGUGUACAGUUACGACACCAGAGUCCCAGGGCCGACUGCCCACUGGACGGACGAUGCGUUCAGCGAGCGUGCCCAGUGGAUCGGCUCACCCACGUCGGCGUUACGUCUCAGAGACGUACAGUCCAGAGACCGCGCGACGUAUAGGUGCCGCGUCGACUUCCAAGUGUCGCCGACGAGGAACUACAGGAUCGCGCUCGACGUUAUUGAGCUGCCUAGCAAACCGGUGAUCUUCGAUGAAUACGGCAAGGAGAUCACAGGAAUCGCUGGUCCCUACAACGAGGGAGGAGAUUUCAAGCUUAUUUGCUCCGUAAAUGGAGGAAGUCCAGUCCCAAGAGUCCAGUGGCUUCAAGGGGACUUAGUGCUAGCAACGCUAGGUGCCAGCGACCUCCAACCCUCGGGGCCUACGAGGACAUUGACCCUCGUGGUCAGGAACGCGACGCGUGCGCACCAGUCUUCGGUAUACACGUGCGCAGCUGACAAUACGCUGCUUACGUCAGCGCUGAAGACUACUGUUAGAGUAGACUUGUAUUUGAGGCCGCUAACGGUAGAGAUCCUGUCAAGAGAGCAGCCUCUAUCAGUGGGUCGGAAGACAGAGCUGUGGUGCAGAUCCACCGGCGCCAGGCCACCAGCGACCAUCACGUGGUGGCUGGGAGGGAAGCAGCUCAAGUCUGUCAAUAAACAUCGAGAGUUAGAAGACGGCAAUGAGACCCAGUCCUUACUUCUAUGGACCCCUCUGAAGGAGCACAACGAAUUGAUCCUCACCUGCAGAGCGGAGCACACGAAGUUCAACAGAUCGAUGAUCGAGACUAAAUUGCCACUCAACAUUUACUAUGUACCUGUUGCAACAAUAAAAUUGGGGGCCAAAAUGAACCCUAAUGACAUCGAAGAAGGGGACGACGUAUAUUUCGAGUGCAGCGUUGAUGCCAACCCGCCAGCUUACAAAGUCAUUUGGGAACAUAAUGGCAUCCUGCUCCAACACAACCCGUCAGGAGGCAUCAUAUUGACGGGCAACUCUAACUUGGCACUACGCAACGUGUCCCGACACCAAGCGGGGAAGUACACAUGUACUGCUUCCAACGUGGAGGGAGAUGGGAAGUCACCCCCGCUGCAUAUGCAAGUCGUCUACAAGCCGCUGUGCAGGAAGAAAGAGAUAAAAAUGAUCGGCGCGGCAGUUCAAGAACCAUCGAGUGUCAUCUGUGAAGUCGACGCGUUCCCUCCACCUGAUACCUUCGAAUGGACACUCAACAAUUCCGCGGGCUCAACCAAAGUGGAUCCUGACCGCUUCACCGUUGAAGCGAACGAGGGUAGAUCAGUAUUGACCUACACCCCGGUAGCAGACGUGGACUACGGCACCCUAUCCUGCCGCGCCACCAACUUGGCUGGUCAGCAGACCUCGCCUUGUAUCUAUACGCUGCUGCCCGCGACCAGGCCAGAUCCGCCGACCAAUUGUACAGUGUACAAUUUGACUGACGACUCGUUGGACCUCAUGUGCUUGGCAGGCUACGAGGGAGGUCUCAACUGCGUGUACAUAGCAGAAGUAUGGGGGAACGAGGGGCUAGUCGUUAACGCCACCAAUGGGGCAGCACUAUGGAACCUCCGAAGAUUGGGAGCUAAGAGGCAGCUGAAGCUAGUGGUGUACGCAGCCAAUAAUAGAGGGAGGUCGGAACACGUGACGUUUAUUGUUGAAACUGCGCCACGACUUUCGCCGAGGACAGAAGCACAAGAAGUGUGGGAGGUGAACUGGCUGUUCGGCGUGGUAAUAGGCGUGGCGUUCAUAGUAGCACUUAUCUUGUGUCUCGCUCUCAUCGCGACGAGGAUACACCACCGAGCGAGAGAUUAUGAAGUGACGAUACCAUCCUCUAAAAACCAGAAGACCGCACCGAAAAGAAGUUCUACCCACGGCCCCGAUGACAGGAAUCCAGACCUGAUACCUCUCAGUAAAGAGUGACUCCGGUCGUAGCAUACUGAACGGUGUUGCGAGAUCUCACAGAGAAGUGGUUACAACAAGAACGCCUCUACUCGCGGCGCAUCAAGAAAGCUGCGUGUAACGUUGCCCUUAUCAUAGUCAGGUUAGUUAAGUCUUAAAUUAAGAACAAUUGGGUCGAUUGCUGAAUUUGAGCUUUAUUUUCAGAAGACAAAAGGUUGUACAUGAUUAAUUUUGUUUUAUUAUUAAUAAUCCUAACGUCUUUUGUGACUUCAAUUGUUUAACGCGAAAACAAUAUUAUAUCAUUCGAGAGCAUAUCAAUUUGAGAUGAGUGUGAGUAGUAGUCAUAUCAUCCAACGUUUUCGUGGAAAAUAAUAAAAAAUGAGACACUUUCGCAAAUGUUUUGAAGUCUUGUUUGAAGUAACAAUGAAAUGAGAGGUGAAAAUUUAAUGACUGCCACGACGUGCCAUUUUACUUUUGAUACUCAUAUUGUUUGUAUGUCAAACCAAUGUAACUCGACAUUGCAAGGAUCCCAGUUAAAUAUUUACUUUGUCAAGAACCAGUAAUGGAUGUUGGCUGAACACGUGAGUUGUAUGUCAAGUAAAUUGAAUGUUUUUCCAUCCAUUAGAAAUGAUAAUAUUAUUUAAUUUAUUUUGUUUAGGCCUAGACUAUUGCAUGUUAGAACUUUUUUAUUUCAGUAAUUAAUUUUAUACCCAAACGUAGACAAUUUUACUGAUGUUGUACUAUUUUAUGUUCUUAUUUAUUAAACUUAUUGGUUACUAUGGUUAAAUUAUAACAAAAUGGAAGUUACUAUAAAUUACUCGAAUACAUACAUUAGACAUUCCUCAUAGAAGUUUUAGGUGAAAUUUUGAGACAAUGACUGAUAAAUGAGAUUGUAAAUAUAAAAAAAAACCUAGCGAAUACUAAAUAAAUUUCGAAAUUUCGAUUAAGGAUAGGUAGGUCUCUUGAAGAGAGAUAGGGAAAUGAAAAUAUAAACGGGCUAUAAGCUAAAAUAAUUUUAAUUUAUAAAGUUUAGUAUGUAAAACUGUAUAAACUGUUUUCAAUUGUUACAAUCUUUGAUUUUUAAUUCAUCGCACAAUUUUGAAAAAUUGAUGAUGUGUACUUUUUAUGUAAUAAUGUACAAAGUAAAGUUAAUGUAAAGUUAAACACUACUAAUGUAAAGUUGAAUUAAUGGUUAAUAAUAAUGUUAUAAUUUAUUUAACGAGACUAUCAUAGUUACUUAUUUCAAAUAAUAAUAUGUUUUUGUAUAAUACCAAAGAUUAUGAGAAAUAAUGUAGACAUUAACUUACCUCUAACACGAUCGUCUCUCCAAUUAUAUUUUUUACAAACUAAUAUUAAGUAAGUGAAUCAUUUCAGCCAAAUGAAAAUUCAUUUACUUUAAUUUUGGGAUGAAAAUUUCAAUGAGACAUGAUUGUUUCGUCUAAUACCAUUGUUAUAAAAUUACGAAAGUUUUACAAUUUCAAUUAAUAGUGCAAUAACAAAUAAUUAUUAAAUCAAUAUUUUAUAAUUUAUUUUGCUUUCAAAGAUUUAAUUAUGUAUUAUUAGAAAAUUAUUAUGUAUUAUUUACAAAGGUUUGUUGAAAAGUCAGAUUCCAAUAUGUUUGACUAUAAUGUAAAUAAUGAGGGAAUUUUGUCUAAUAUUUUGUUUUUUAAUCAUGAUUCUCACAAAUGUUGAAGACGUAAAAUGCUCAUGUAUGCGUUAGACGAUUUAUUAAUUAUGCAUGAAGGAAAAAUGGGAAUGUGAUUAAAAUCCUUUUUUAUUACAUGUGAUUCAAUAAAACAUUGAAAUUUG
Ostrinia nubilalis (European corn borer) is the source of this 3876-nucleotide messenger RNA. Its product is annotated as nephrin-like. NCBI's taxonomy places the organism in Eukaryota, Metazoa, Arthropoda, Insecta, Lepidoptera, Crambidae. Gene Ontology annotation, molecular function: protein binding. The record is from RefSeq and is a predicted model, not a curated record. The transcript is spliced from 15 exons. Bases 1 to 2088 code for a protein of 695 amino acids.